AUGGAAUCGAUCACAAAGAGAUCCUACACUAAUCCCUUUCACUCGUCAACUCCCGUCAUACCUCGUUAUUCCCACUGGAGAACACCACCACGUUUUCUACCUGCUGAAGUACGCGGCGCAAUUUAUAUCAUGGAGGCACCUACGGCUCCGGGACUGGAUCAUGUUUUGGCCGACCUCUUACGAGCUGGAGGAUAUCGCCUAUACGAGAUACUUGCGAAACAUGUAACGUAA
Messenger RNA from Strongylus vulgaris, 231 nucleotides. The record is from the annotation of a GenBank genome assembly. NCBI's taxonomy places the organism in Eukaryota, Metazoa, Nematoda, Chromadorea, Rhabditida, Strongylidae.